Molecule: messenger RNA, 861 nt
Organism: Bactrocera dorsalis (oriental fruit fly)
Lineage: Eukaryota; Metazoa; Arthropoda; Insecta; Diptera; Tephritidae
Exons: 3
Coding region: 109-714 (201 amino acids)
Source: RefSeq, a predicted model, not a curated record
GGCAACUUUGCCCGAUAUUUGACAUUUAAACUGUGAACGCACAAUUAGUGUUUUUGUUUCCUGGUAAAGUGGCAACUUUGAUCAGCUGACUAUUCGCGUUUAGAAAAAAUGGAAAGCAACACAGAAAUACAGAAGGUUGUACAUAAGCGUGUUCGAAAGGCUCCCUACAGAAAGUGGACCGACAACGAAAAUGAAAGUUUAAUCAACUUUUUGAGGGACAACAGGCCACUAGAGAAACCAACGGCCCAACAUUAUUAUAAAAGAUUUUUGAACCAAACUGGCAGCGACUUGCAUUGGACUCUGGUGCGUUGCAAGGUAAAAAACUUAAGAUUGCAGUACACCAAGGCCAAGUCCUGGCAAAAUGCAACGGGAAGUGGCACCAUGGAUAAUUGUGACACUACCAAAAACGCGAUCGUAAGGAUGUGUCCCCGGUACGAUGACUUAGAAGACAUUUUUGGCUAUAGGGAGCUCACUUCAAACUGCCUUGUAUUGGAUACCGAGGACAUUGCAUGUACUGGUUCACCAGAAGUUGCCACGUCCUCUGAUAUAAUCGUCGAGGAAAUCGUGGCAUUACCCGAGCCUCUGGUCACCCCUUCUACGUCAAAGGCUGUCCGAAAGGGUAUAUAUUCGCGUACAGCCCUAUCAGACGUUCUCGAUGUACACUCCAGCUUAUUGGAUGCAAAAAAAGACAGAAUCGAGAAGGAAUUAAGAUGAGGGAAAAUGAAUUAAUGCUAAAAGAGCAACAAUUGUUGUUUGAUAAAGAAAAAUUUGAAAAAGAGUUGGUAGAAAAAAAAGCUGACAGGGAAAUUCAAGUUAUGGAAAUUCGAAUGAGGGAGAGAAUAGCUAUGAAAGAAUUGGAAA